Morus notabilis is the source of this 2829-nucleotide messenger RNA. Its product is annotated as hydroxyproline O-galactosyltransferase GALT6. Lineage: Eukaryota; Viridiplantae; Streptophyta; Magnoliopsida; Rosales; Moraceae. The record is from RefSeq and is a predicted model, not a curated record. Gene Ontology annotation, molecular function: galactosyltransferase activity; carbohydrate binding. Gene Ontology annotation, cellular component: Golgi membrane. The coding region runs from base 126 to 2132 and encodes 668 amino acids. The transcript has 8 exons.
UAGUAAAAGAGCUUGGCAGCAAGCAAUGGGUUAGGGUUUCCAGAACAGAGAGCUUCACAGAAGCCAUUACAGAGUACCGGGCUUCCAAAGCUGGGUUUGUGGAGGAACAUUGUGGAGAGGAGGCAAUGAAGCGAGGGAAAUUGGACUCGCUGAUGUCUCCGAGUCGACUCAGGCUGCUCCAGAUUCUGAUGGCCUUGGUCUUCUUCUGCAUGCUCUUCAUGAGCUUCGAAAUCCCUCUUGUCCUCAGAACUGGCCUCGGAGCCUCCGGCGACGAAAUGUACAGUUUCAUCAGCGACGCUUUGCCGAGGCCUUUGGCUCUCGAGAGCGAAGAGGACUUCGCCGACAAAGACGCUCCGAGUCGACCCGCCGACAAUCCUCUCCGAGUCUUCGGUGGCUCGCCGCAUCGGACGCCCACGCGGGAGUUCAAGAAAGUCUCCGGCUUGGCAUUCAACGGCACCGUUUUCGACGCCCAUGUCGGCGAGGGGAACUCCUCGGAGCUUCACAUGGCAGCCAAGCACGCUUGGGCAGUGGGAAGGAAGCUCUGGAACGAGCUUGAGUCCGGGAAAAUCCAGAACAAUCCGAUCGUUAAGCCGGAGAACCGGUCCGAGCAGUGUCCGCAUUCGAUUGCGCUUUCGGGGUCGGAUUUCCGGGCUCGGAAUCGGGUUCUGGUUCUUCCUUGCGGCUUGACGCUGUGGUCCCAUAUCACGGUGGUUGGGACGCCGCGCUGGGCCCACCAGGAGUAUGAUCCGAAGAUCGCGGUGUUGAAGGAAGGAGACGAGUCGGUGAUGGUGUCGCAGUUCAUGAUGGAGUUGCAGGGAUUGAAGACCGUUGAUGGGGAAGACCCGCCGAGGAUAUUGCAUUUCAAUCCGAGGCUGAAAGGGGAUUGGAGUGGAAAGCCCGUGAUUGAGGAGAACACUUGUUAUCGGAUGCAAUGGGGAUCGGCGCUCCGUUGCGAGGGAUGGAAAUCUAGGGCGGACGAAGAAACCAUUGAUGGGCAGGUGAAAUGUGAGAAGUGGAUUCGUGAUGAUGACAAUCACUCAGAAGAAUCAAAGGCUUUGUGGUGGUUGAACAGGUUGAUUGGCCGAACCAAGAAGGUGACUAUAGACUGGCCGUAUCCUUUUGCAGAGGGCAGGUUGUUUGUACUUACUGUUAGUGCUGGAUUGGAAGGUUACCAUGUCAAUGUCGAUGGUCGGCAUGUUACUUCGUUCCCAUAUCGCACGGGAUUUGUUCUUGAAGAUGCCACAGGACUUUUUGUGAACGGAGAUGUUGAUGUGCAUUCUGUAUUUGCUGCUUCUUUACCCACAUCACAUCCUAGUUUUGCACCACAGUUGCAUCUUGAGAUGUCUGCUAGAUGGAAAGCUCCUCCUCUUUCCAACGAUCGUGCGGAGCUUUUUAUUGGCAUCCUUUCUGCCGGCAACCAUUUUGCUGAGCGGAUGGCUGUUCGGAAGUCUUGGAUGCAACAUAAGUUGAUCAAAUCUUCACAUGCUGUAGCUCGUUUUUUUGUGGCACUGCAUGGAAGAAAGGAAGUUAACGUAGAGCUAAAAAAGGAAGCAGAUUAUUUUGGUGAUAUUGUUAUAGUCCCUUACAUGGAUAACUAUGACCUUGUUGUAUUGAAGACAAUUGCCAUCUGCGAGUAUGGGCAUCGCACAGUUGCUGCAAAGCACAUCAUGAAGUGUGAUGAUGACACAUUUGUUAGGGUGGAUACCGUACUUAAGGAGGCACACAAAGUUGGUGAAGAUAAAAGUCUCUACAUUGGAAAUAUUAACUACCACCACAAACCCCUUCGUUAUGGUAAAUGGGCAGUAACAUAUGAGGAGUGGCCAGAAGAAGAUUAUCCACCGUAUGCAAAUGGUCCAGGUUACAUCAUAUCCAGCGACAUUGCAGAGUUCAUCAUAUCUGAGUUUGAAAAGCACAAGUUGAGAUUGUUCAAGAUGGAAGACGUGAGCAUGGGAAUGUGGGUGGAGCAAUUUAACAGUUCAAAACCGGUGCAGUAUGUGCACAGCGUGAGAUUUUGCCAGUUUGGUUGCAUUGACGAUUACUACACUGCUCAUUAUCAAUCCCCGAGACAGAUGAUGUGCAUGUGGGGCAAAUUGCAGCAGCAUGGAAGACCCCAGUGCUGCAACAUGAGAUGACAAAAGUAUAGAAAUCCUAUCCUCUUCCUUUAGUUUAUACUAAUCGAUUGAGUAGUCAUAGGAGUCGCAUUAAAGCCCCUAUGGAGGCUUCUUGCUACUGCCCUACCAUAAGAGAAAUAAGCCAGUCACAGGCAAACAACCUCUUGAGUCUCUAACUUCCGAAUCCGAAUACCCAAAAGACCUACUGGUCGGCCACUGCUGCCUACGAUCCAGUGUGCAGGGUGCUCGCUGAUCGGAAACCUUUCCCAAGAAAGAGGGUCUUCACUGAAGGGCUCUUCAAGGUAAACAACAAACUAAGAUAGUGUUUCCUCACAAAAUAGAAAAAUUUGGGAAGAAACAACACAGAGUAACCUAGUUUUGGCAGUCGAUAGCAGUAUAUUAUCUCUGUAAAUUUAAAAGGGUUUUCAAGUUAAAUGGGGUUGUAAUGCUCUCAUGCCCCACAUUCCAAUUCCAUUUAUUAUUUCACCUAUAUAGCUUCCUAUUUCUUGCAAUGCUCAAUUGUAACCUUCCUUUCUGGUCAUCAGCUUGACACAAAGGCACCCGGAAGUGAUUGCAAGUGAUAAUUUCCAUCAAUGAUUUAUUGGCUACGUGUUGCCAACAAAGGCAUUCUCGGUGGUAAAUAAGGCCUUUCUCUGUUGAGCAAUUCUGUUUAUCACUGUAUUUUAGCCAAAAAAAAAAAAAAAGAAUCUCUUUAUCA